AUGUCCCAGCCGUUCAAAUUAUUCCGUCUUCCAAUUGUGGCUCUUCGAAAUGUUCUAGAAUUAUUGGAUCCCAUUGAAUUAUUCGAUUUAUCCCAAUGCUCCCGAAGAUCCCUCUCGAUCAUCCCGUUAUCCGGUAGCAGAAAGUUCAAGCUUCGCAUGAACAAUAAUUAUAGCUUCAUCCAUAUCCUAGCUCCAUCCAAUGUCUACUCUUUUCGUAUGUAUGAGAAUAGUUCUCAAUCGAAAUACAUUCUGCACGGAACCCGUACUUUUAUGGAGUCUACAGUAACGAUUAGCCGCCACUCAGAGUAUGAGCUCUAUAGUUUCUGGGAUGAUCGAUUUGUUGGAUUGAAGACUGUCUUCUUCCAUCUCUCAAAAAUUUUCAACUGCGGCAUUGAAUCUGCAAAGUUUUAUACUACAAUUCCUGCAGUGAUCAACAUGCCAAUUAUUGAUUUUAUCAUUAGCCGACAGUCCGAAAUCAAAGAACUCCAUAUCAGUGGCAAAAACUUUUCUGAUGAACAUGUGAUUGAGAUUUUCGAUAAAUUGAGAGUCACUGAUCGCUUACUUAUCCGUCAUGAAUUUUCCAUGUCUCCUCCAUUAAUUCCAUUCAACUCGAAGUCCAUUGAUAUCUGGAAGUCGUACUGGAUCACAACUGAACACUUGAAUUCCAUGAGGAACAGUACUUUAAUUCAGUUAAAUUGGUCUACUUUAACUGAUCGUGAUAUGACUUCAUUCUUGAACGAUUGGAAGUCUGGACAGUUUCCAAAUCUUCAAUACUUAUCCAUCCAAAGCAAUUUCCUUAGCAAAAACUUCACUGCAUUUGGACUACCGUCACUUCAAGAUACUGUCGAUCCACAAGAUCAUCAAAGAAUCAUCUUUGGUUACCCAAGAUCUAUUUAUGGAGGAGUUGAUGUUCAGCGAGAUGAUGGAGUAGUUGCAAACGUUCACUUUGACAAUGAAGAGGGAGUUUUGGAAAUUCUGGUAUUGUCAUAA
Caenorhabditis remanei is the source of this 990-nucleotide messenger RNA. RefSeq lists its product as uncharacterized. The transcript is spliced from 3 exons. Bases 1 to 990 code for a protein of 329 amino acids. Gene Ontology annotation, biological process: embryo development. Lineage: Eukaryota; Metazoa; Nematoda; Chromadorea; Rhabditida; Rhabditidae. The record is from RefSeq and is a predicted model, not a curated record. Gene Ontology annotation, molecular function: protein binding.